Molecule: messenger RNA, 2358 nt
Organism: Rhodofomes roseus
Lineage: Eukaryota; Fungi; Basidiomycota; Agaricomycetes; Polyporales; Fomitopsidaceae
Product: aconitate hydratase
Exons: 10
Coding region: 1-2358 (785 amino acids)
Biological process (GO): tricarboxylic acid cycle
Cellular component (GO): mitochondrion; cytosol
Molecular function (GO): aconitate hydratase activity; 4 iron, 4 sulfur cluster binding
Source: RefSeq, a predicted model, not a curated record
AUGCUCAACCUCUCCUCCCGCACCGCGCAUGCGUGGCGGUCAGUCCAGCGACUGGCCGCCGGCAUGGCCACCGUCGCCGAGGGCAAGAUUGGCGACCGGAAGGUCGCCAUGUCUCUGCUCGAGCCCAAUGCGUACAUCAACUACCAGCGCAUUGAGGACAACCUCGCUAUCGUUCGCGACAGGCUCAAGCGGCCGCUGACGAUGUCCGAAAAGAUUGUGUACGGUCAUCUCGACGACCCGCACAACCAGGACAUCGACCGUGGGACGAGCUACCUGAAGCUGCGCCCUGACCGAGUUGCGUGCCAGGAUGCGACCGCUCAGAUGGCUAUUCUGCAGUUCAUGUCAGCAGGCAUGGACACUGCCGCCGUUCCGACCACCGUCCACUGUGACCACUUGAUUGAGGCCCAGGUCGGUGGCCCCAAGGAUCUGGCGCGCGCGGUUAACACGAACAAGGAGGUCUACGACUUCUUGGCUACGGCUACGGCGAAGUACGGUCUCGGUUUCUGGAAGCCUGGCUCUGGUAUCAUUCACCAGAUCAUCCUCGAGAACUAUGCCUUCCCCGGCGGUCUCAUGAUCGGUACGGAUUCGCACACUCCCAACGCCGGUGGUCUCGGUAUGGUUGCAUGUGGUGUCGGCGGUGCCGAUGCUGUCGACGUCAUGGCGGGUAUCCCCUGGGAGCUGAAGUGCCCCAAGGUCAUUGGUGUUAACUUGACGGGCAAGAUCAGCGGCUGGACUACUCCCAAGGAUGUUAUCCUCAAGGUCGCGGGUAUCCUCACGGUCAAGGGCGGUACUGGUGCCAUUGUCGAGUACAAGGGUCCUGGUGUCGAGUCGCUCUCGUGCACGGGUAUGGCUACGAUCUGCAACAUGGGUGCUGAAAUCGGCGCGACGACCUCGAUCUUCCCCUUCAACCACCGGAUGGUCGACUACCUCAAGGCAACGAAGCGCAGUGACAUCGCCGACUACGCGAAGACCUUCUCGCACAACUUGCAGGCGGAUAAGGGUGCCGAGUAUGACGAGCACAUUGAGAUUAACCUGUCUGAGCUCGAGCCUCACAUCAACGGUCCCUUCACCCCUGACUUGGCUACCCCGAUCUCGAAGUUCAAGGAGGCUGUGGACAAGAACGGCUGGCCUGCUGACCUCCGCGUUGCACUUAUCGGCUCUUGCACCAACUCUUCGUACGAGGACAUGUCCCGCGCUGUUUCGAUCGUCAAGCAGGCUGCCGACCACGGUCUCAAGACGAAGAGCCAAUUCACGGUUACCCCAGGCUCUGAGCAGGUUCGCGCGACCAUUGACCGUGAUGGACACAUCGCUGCGUUCGAAGGUGCCGGUGGUAUCGUGCUCGCCAACGCUUGCGGCCCUUGCAUUGGUCAGUGGGACAGGCGCGACGUCAAGAAGGGCGAGGUCAACUCGAUCAUCACCUCGUACAACCGUAACUUCACCGGCCGUAACGACGCUAACCCUGCCACUCACGCUUUCGUCGCUUCCCCCGACAUCGUCACUGCCUUCGCGUUCGCCGGCGACCUCCGCUUCAACCCGCUCACGGAUACCCUCACUGGCGCUGAUGGCAAGCCCUUCAAGUUCGUCGACCCCACCGGCGCUGAGCUCCCGCCCAAGGGCUACGACCCCGGUCAGAACACCUUCCAGGCUCCCCCGAAGGACCGCACUACCGUCCAGGUUGCCGUCGACCCCAAGUCUGAUCGUCUCCAGCUCCUGACGCCUUUCGCUCCAUGGGAUGGCAAGACCCCCACCGAUCUCCCGAUUCUCAUCAAGGUUAAGGGCAAGUGCACGACGGACCACAUCUCUGCUGGUGGCCCCUGGCUCAAGUACCGUGGACACCUCGAGAACAUCUCUCAAAACUGCCUGAUCGGCGCUAUCAACUCUGAGAACGGCGAGGCUAACAAGGUCAAGAACCAGAUCACCGGCGAGUACGGCGCUGUCCCCCAGACCGGUGCCUACUACCGCGACCACGGCAUCAAGUGGGUCGUCAUCGGCGACCACAACUAUGGUGAGGGCUCCUCGCGUGAGCACGCCGCUCUCGAGCCCCGUUUCCUCGGCGGUCUCGCUGUCAUCACCCGUUCGUUCGCGCGUAUCCACGAGACGAACUUGAAGAAGCAGGGUAUGCUCGCGCUCACGUUCGCCGACCCUGAGGACUACGAGAAGGUCCGCCCCGACGACCGUGUCGACAUCGUCGGCCUCGAGUCGUUCGCACCUGGCAAGAACGUCACGCUCGUGCUCAAGCACAGCGAUGGCUCCAAGGAGGAGGUAUCGCUCGCGCACAGCUUCAACCAGGGCCAGAUUGAGUGGUUCAAGGCUGGUUCGGCGCUGAACCUGAUGGCGGCGAAGGCGAAGCAGCAGUAG